CGACCCCCCCAUCCCCAUCCCCUCCUCCUCCCCUCUCAUCCUCCACGGCUCUCGUCUAAUUGUAUCGUGGCUCUGACUGAGUGGCGGCGGACCGACCAGCUCUGGUGUGAGGCUUUGGACUGAUGUCUCUGCCUGUCAGGAAUUUAAAGUGUCUCUCGCCGGUCAUGUGCCAGUGUAAGGUCAUCUGCAGCAACCGGACCCUCUCUCUCAUGUUCGGGUGCAAGAAGUACAGGUACCAGGAUGAGGAGACGCCCCCCUUGGAGCACAGUCCAGCACAUCUGGCUCCAGGGAAAAGUGCCGAGAUGCUUCACAUGAGUGACAAGAACCUUGCUGCCAUGGAGGCUAUACAUGGCUACACACCACACACACAUAUCUCUCCUGUCAAGCCAGUGUUGAUGUCUACAGGACACACUCCAAUGUACACCUCCGCUGUUUCCACACUGGGAAAUACUCCUCCAGUGGUGGUGAACACUGACACACUCGAUGGCUCCCCAUAUGUGAAUGGGACAGAAGGGGAAAUCGAGUAUGAGGAAAUCACACUGGAGAGAGGUAACUCAGGCCUGGGCUUCAGCAUAGCAGGGGGAACAGACAAUCCCCAUGUGGGCGACGACCCCAGCAUCUUCAUCACCAAAAUCAUACCCGGAGGAGCUGCGGCUCAGGAUGGACGACUGAGUGUGAACGACUGCAUCCUAUUUGUGAAUGAUGUUGAUGUGAGGGAGGUGACACACAGCCAAGCCGUGGAGGCUCUUAAGGAGGCAGGUGCUAUCGUCCGCCUCUACGUACUCCGCAGGAAACCAGCAGCAGAGAAAGUCACUGAAAUCAAACUCAUCAAAGGGCCUAAAGGAUUAGGUUUCAGCAUUGCUGGAGGGGUGGGAAACCAGCACAUACCAGGAGAUAACAGUAUCUAUGUCACCAAGAUCAUUGAAGGCGGAGCGGCUCAUAAAGAUGGGCGUCUGCAGAUUGGGGAUAAGAUCUUAGCGGUGAACAACGUGUGUCUGGAGGAUGUGAUGCAUGAGGAUGCGGUGGGGGCUCUGAAGAACACAGCCGAGGUGGUGUACCUCAGGGUGGCCAAGCCCAACAACCUGUUCCUGACCAACUCCUACAACCCUCCGGACCUCACCAGCACAUAUUCCCAUAUGGAUACUGAACUCAGCCACCCCAACUAUCUCGGGUCAGAUUACCCACAAGCCCUUACUCCCACCUCACCUAGUCGGUUUUCUCCGGUUCUGCACGGCCUGAUGGGAGAUGAUGACAUCCCCAGGGAGCCUCGCAGAGUUCUGAUCCACCGAGGCUCCACAGGUCUGGGAUUCAAUAUUGUUGGAGGAGAGGAUGGAGAGGGAAUCUUUAUCUCCUUCAUCCUGGCAGGAGGGCCAGCUGACCUCAGUGGAGAGCUGCACAAGGGCGAUCAGAUCCUCAGUGUGAACGGCGUGGACUUGCGUAUGGCCACACAUGAACAAGCAGCUGCAGCACUGAAGAACGCCGGCCAGACAGUGACCAUCAUCGCUCAGUACAGACCCGACGAGUACAGUCGUUUUGAGGCUAAGAUCCAUGACUUGAGGGAACAGCUGAUGAACAGCAGCAUGGGCUCUGGGACUACGACGCUAAGGAGCAACCCAAAGAGAGGCUUCUACAUCAGGGCCCUUUUUGACUAUGACAAGACUGCAGACUGUGGCUUCCUCAGUCAGGCGCUGGGCUUCAAGUUCGGGGAUGUGCUGCAUGUGUUGGACUGCGGAGACGAGGAGUGGUGGCAGGCCCGAAAGGUCUGCCCCCAGAACGAGGCCGAGGAGGUCGGCUUCAUCCCCAGCAAGCACAGGGUGGAAAGAAAAGAAUGGUCUCGUGUUAACACCAAAGAGAGGGACCAUGGUCGGGACAGCCUGAGUACUCAAGGGAGAGAUAAACCCUCACACAGUUAUGAGACAGUCACCCAAGUGGAAGUUCAUUAUGCGAGGCCCAUCAUCAUUCUGGGUCCUGUGAAGGACAGGAUAAAUGAUGACCUGUUGUCUGAGUUCCCUGAUAAAUUUGGAUCUUGUGUCCCACACACCACACGGCCCAAGAGGGAAUAUGAGGUGGAUGGGCGGGACUAUCACUUUGUGUCGUCAAGGGAACAGAUGGAGAAGGACAUCCAGAGCCAUCGGUUCAUCGAGGCGGGCCAGUACAACAGUCACCUGUACGGCACCAGUGUCCAGAGUGUCCGUGAGGUGGCUGAGCAGCAGGGGAAGCACUGCAUCCUGGAUGUGUCAGCCAAUGCGGUGCGCAGACUACAAGCUGCUCAGCUUCAUCCCAUCGCCAUCUUUGUCCGGCCCAAGUCACUGGAGAAUGUCCUAGAGAUCAACACUCGCCUGACAGAAGAGCAGGCCAGGAAAGGAAUGGAUCGAGCCCUCAAACUAGAACAAGACUUCCUAGAGUGUUUCUCAGCUGUCGUGGAAGGGGACAGCUUCGAAGAGGUCUAUCACAAAGUAAAGACAGUGAUUGAGGAGCAAUCAGGGCCUUACAUCUGGAUCCCCACUCGGGAGAGGCUGUGAUGCUGCACCCGCUCAACCACCCCUCCCUCCCUCACAGCCACCGACCAACACCACCCUUCACCCUCACAGCCAAGCCAGCCUCGCCUGCCUGUCCGUCCUCCAGCAAAGUCAGUGCUUAGGCAAUCACAGAGAAUGACACAGAGAGACAAAUGCAUACUAAGACAAACACAGGAAGUGACACAGCGAGGCAAAGAACAAUACCAAAAAAGAGACUCUGAGACAGAUAUGAACACAGUGAUGUGUAAUUAGACUGAAACAGACUGAGAGAAAAGACUUAAUCAGUAUUCCACUUUAAUGAGGCAGGACUGAGUACUGAGGCCCUGUUCACACUUGGCAUUAAAAUACAUCUUGAUCACAGGUGGAUGGCUCUAAAUACAGCUGCACAUACAGCUGGGGACCCAAAUGUCCUAAACACAGUUUAUGUAGUGAUGCCAGACAACUUAGACAAAAUUAAAAUGUGUGUAUAAGAGGUGAGGUACCUCAAUCUUUAUCCCUUGUCGUAUGGCAGAGUGUAAAUGUGUGUUUUCUCCAUGUAGAUGCCGUUUCCAAGCAGAUAAAAGCAUAUGUGAAGUGAAAUCCAAUCAGAGGUGAGACAGAUUCCAGAUGCAUUCUGAUGCCAAGUGUGAACUGCCGUCCAUCUCAUCUGGAUCUAGACAGUCUGGAUAUAUCUGGACACAAGACAUUAGGUCUGAGCAGGGCUUUAAAAGGGAGUAGAGGGUGACCCAGCAGGGAUGGACCCUGAGGUAGUUUUAAGCCCGCCUCGCCCUCCCCGCCCCUCUCAAGUCUCACGCCCCCAUUGAACGCCUCCACGCGCCUAUGUCUGAGAUGGAGGUGCCCAAAAAGACGUUGGCCCCUCUUUUUAUAUCACCUCCACGCUUUCUCUCCUCCUCCUCCUCCUCCUGUCAGCUCUGUCUUGUUUCAGGACAGAAAAGGGGGAAGACCGAGAACGGGGCGCCCAGAUUCCCCAUUGACCAGGAGUCUUUUCUCGGCAAAGAGAGUCCCUUUUCUUGUGAAUCUCUUCUUGGUUCUGAGUGACACCUCAGCGACCAAGACUGACAUUUGCUCAAUCACCCAUGUCGAAUAUUGCGAGGCAUUAUUUAAAGGCAGUUCAAAUAAUUAUAAUGAAGAAAAACUCAUAUGCUGAAUUUGUGCAUGCAUCCUCAAAGACAAUGGAGACAGGAGACAAAAACAAUGGAAAAAUCAGACUUAAAAAAAAGAAAAGAAAAAAUAAUAAUAAAAAGAAAGGCGAGUAAGUAGGGUGUGUUCUCCUUCUCCACCUCCUUAUUGUGGAGGAGUUUUUAAGCAUGUCUCAUGAAGGAAGAAGAGAAGAGAGGUACGGUCAUGAGAUAUGGUCAUGAGAGGCUAGUCCUGAGCGCAGUAGAUGCUCUGACAUACAGUUUAGCCUCUGCUCUCUUAUGCACACACACUCACGCGCACCCACACACAAACAUACACUCUCACACCCAUCCACCGAAACACACACACACAC
Molecule: messenger RNA, 4011 nt
Organism: Thunnus maccoyii (southern bluefin tuna)
Lineage: Eukaryota; Metazoa; Chordata; Actinopteri; Scombriformes; Scombridae
Gene: dlg4a
Product: disks large homolog 4
Exons: 22
Coding region: 123-2522 (799 amino acids)
Biological process (GO): AMPA glutamate receptor clustering; chemical synaptic transmission; postsynaptic neurotransmitter receptor diffusion trapping
Cellular component (GO): neuron projection; postsynaptic density membrane; neuromuscular junction
Molecular function (GO): kinase binding
Source: RefSeq, a predicted model, not a curated record